Molecule: messenger RNA, 2653 nt
Organism: Trifolium pratense (red clover)
Lineage: Eukaryota; Viridiplantae; Streptophyta; Magnoliopsida; Fabales; Fabaceae
Product: protein trichome birefringence-like 10
Exons: 4
Coding region: 615-1934 (439 amino acids)
Cellular component (GO): Golgi apparatus
Molecular function (GO): O-acetyltransferase activity
Source: RefSeq, a predicted model, not a curated record
AUACUCAUUCCAUUCAUUCCGCUGCACUCACCACACGUUUCAUUAAUUAAGUAAUUUUUUUCUAAUCAUGUCACCUGUAUUUCAUUUACAAUAGGUCAAUAGCCCCUUAUCUUCGGACGGGUUGCCUCUGGUCACUCAACAACGAUUUCGUGCGUUUCAAGUAUCUUACUUGUUCAAUUAAGAUUAGAUAAUUUAAAACUUAAGAAUCAUGUACGAUUAAAAUGAGAUAAUUUCAUAUAACAUCACUUAGAUGAGAUGCUAUAAGUCUCGUAUAGUUUAACUAAUAUUUUGAAUGUGAUAAUUGACUUGAACAUGCAACAAUAUUAAAACUUUUAAAAAGAGUUUGUCAUCGUUUAAGUUUCACAAGAUUUAAAAGAUUAGUCUUUACGGUUUUAUAGGAAAUAUACCCGAUUUAUAGAAUUAAAGAAAUAGACAAUUUUCAUAAGUAUAUUUAUUUAGUUAGUAGCUACAAGAAUGUUGAAAUAUAUGACUUUAGAAUUCUCCAUUUCUCUCUUCCUCUUAUAACCUUGUUCUUGUUCUACUUCUUGUUCUUCUUCUUAUUCUUCAUAAACUCACUCAAUCAACAAAUCUUUCUAAGAAUAAAAAAAAAUACCAUGACCCACAUGGAUUUUCUCAAGAAAUUCAAACGCUUUAACCCAUUAGAAUCUUCUUUAACAAUCCUUGGAUUCUUCUUUCUUUCCAUUCUCUUCUUCAUUGGAUGUUUCUUCUAUGUUGAUUAUAAAAGUAUACUACUUCAUUCUAAGGGAACCAAACUAUUUUCAUUCCAUUUUUCUUCUCCUUCACCUUCUCCCCCUCCUCCUCCUGUUGAAUUUUUGACUCAACAAGGCGAUAACUGUGAUGUUUUUUAUGGAAAUUGGGUUUGGGAUGAAACUUAUCCACUUUAUAAUUCUUCAAAUUGUGCCUUAUUGGAUGGAGGUUUUCGUUGCUCUGAGAAUGGUAGACCUGAUAGUUUUUAUACUAAGUGGAGAUGGCAACCUAAUGAUUGUAACUUGCCAAGAUUCGAUGGAAGGAAGAUGUUGGAAAAUUUACGAAACAAGCGGUUAGUUUUUGUUGGUGAUUCGAUUGGAAGGAACCAAUGGGAAUCACUACUUUGUAUGCUAUCUUCUGCUGUUACAAACAAGAGUUCUGUCUAUGAGGUUAACGGGAACCCAAUUUCAAAACACACCGGCUUCUUGGCAUUCAAGUUUGCAGAUUUCAACUGCACGGUUGAAUACUAUAGGUCUCCGUAUUUAGUAGUUCAAGGACGGCCUCCUCCUGGGGCACCUCAUGGGGUAAGAUUGACUUUGAGAGUGGAUCAUAUGGACUGGAAUUCUCAUCGGUGGAGAGAUGCAGAUGUGUUGAUUCUCAAUGCUGGACAUUGGUGGAAUUACGAGAAGACCGUCAAAAUAGGUUGUUACUUCCAAAUAGGGGAUAAAGUGAAGAUGAACAUGUCUAUAGACAAUGCAUUCAGAGUAUCAGUUGAGACAGUAGUUGAUUGGAUUGCUCGUGAAGUAAACAGGAACAAAACAUAUGUCCUUUUCCGAACUUAUGCUCCUGUGCAUUUCAGGGGUGGUGAUUGGAAUACUGGCGGUGGCUGUCAUUCGGAAACACUACCGGAUUUAGGCUCCUUGCCGGCACUGUCUGACGAUCAUUUCAGCACCGUCACCGAUGUCUUGUCACAACACGCGAAUAAAUCCAAUGUUUUGAAUUUGGACUUACUUAAUAUCACACAAAUGUCAGAACGGAGGAAAGACGGCCAUGCAUCUAUUUACUAUCUCGCGAAGGGCAAAGUCUCUAUGCAACGGCAAGACUGUAGCCAUUGGUGUCUCCCCGGUGUUCCUGAUUCAUGGAACGAGAUUCUUUAUGCUCUUAUUCUCAAGAAGAAAGCUUUUUCGGAGCGUAAUACAACAAAAGUUUCUCAAGUUUCACUAUAAAUAGUCUAGACAGUUUGCAGAAAAUCAACAUAUACAAAUCUUCGCCACAAACAAUCAUUCUCUGUCAUCGGUGAAUGACAUGAAGUUCAAAGCUAAAUUUGCCAUUUUUGCGGUCAGUUUCACUAAUUGUUGCAACUAACUAUUUGUUAGUUUGCCCUGUCUUGUUACAAAGCAAAAAAAGUUAACAUGUUUGGUUUAAGAAAAAUGUCUGUUGUUUCCAUUUUCCAAUUUUUACUAAGUUAUAAACACAUCAUUUUAAUUUCACCUUAUUUCUUUUUUUUUUCAAGAUUUGUAUACAUCAUAAACUAUACAAACUAGUAGUUUUAUUAUGUUGUACAAAUCCUUGAAAAUUUGAAAUAAAGUGAAAAAGAUUAGUGUUUAUAAUUAUUAGUUAAAAUUGAAAAUACAAACAGAAAAUGUUUUCUUAAAUUGAACAUGCUUGUUGACAAAAAUUCAUGCAAAAUGAUUGUUUUGACCCACUUUGUAGUGGUCUUCCAUUUUAGAUUAAUGUUGGGAUGGUGAAUUUGAGGGAUAGCAAAUAGCUUAUAGAAAAUUAAUAAUCACUGAGAUAUACACUUGAUGUAUCAGAAAGCAUAUACAAAUCUCAAGUGACAUUUGCUCUUGAAAAGAGUAGUGGAAGUUAUGUCAAGUUUUUUGUUACAUUUUGUACAUACUAUAUAUUUUUUGUUGGUUACUUGGUUUCACUAGUAAUUCCUAAA